UAUAAUAUAUAUAUCGCAAUAGCAAACUUAUGAGGGUAUAUAUAGGUAGGCUAUGCAGACAAGCUUAAUUGAAGCUGGUGGUAAUAGCAAUAGUUUUAAUUGUCAUUUAAUUAAUGAGGUUAAUUAAUUAUGGCUGAAGAAGAGGAACAAACAGAAACAAGCGAGAAAACGCCGCUCCAAUGUGCAGAGGAAGCUGUCAAUGGCCUUUAUGACUUCCGUGACCAUUAUUUUGAGAAGUUCAGCAUCAGCAAAUCCCAUCUCAAAGAUGAAGAUGUCAAAAAGAAGAUGGAAGAAUGUCUAGAAUUAUUAUCAUCCAAGAAAGAUCUGAUCUCCAGCAAGUCACAGUAUUUUAUGCUGAGAGGGAAGGCCCUGAACGUGUUACCAACCUAUGAUAAGGAGGCAGAGGUGCUGUUGUCGAAAGCUGUGAAACUGGACCCUAAACUUGUGGAGGCAUGGAACCACUUGGGGGAAUGUUACUGGAAGAACAAAGACAUCACAUCGGCCAAAAACUGUUUCGUUGGGGCCUUAAAUAAUUCUAAGAACAAAGUAUCUCUCCGCAAUCUGUCCAUGGUGUUACGUCAAAUCCCGGGUAUUCCGCCUUUGGAAAAGUUGGAAAUAGUUAAGGAAAGUGUGGAAAAGGCCAAAGAUGCUGUCCACAUGGAUAUCACUGAUGGAAGCUCAUGGGCUAAUCUUGGAAAUGCCUAUCUGUCCCUUUUCUUUGCUGAAGGGCAGAACCCUAAAACUUUAAAACAAGCAAUGAGUGCCUAUAACCAAGCUGUGAGAGACCCAGUUGCCAAAAACAAUCCUGAUCUCCAUUUUAACAGAGCCAUCGCAUACAAAUAUCAGGAAGACUAUCAAGAGGCCCUGGAGGGUUUCUCUACAGCGAAAGCCCUUGAUUGUGAUUGGUUGGGCCCAGUGGAACAGGAGACACGUUUGCUGGACUUUCUCACCCAGUUAACCAUGUUACAAAGUUCACAUGGUAAAAUGAAAGCGAAGAAGUUAAUAAACCUGAGUAAGUCAAUCAAGGAGAGUGACCUUGGUCCUUACCAGGGGGGUAGCUACACCGCAGACAAUGGACGAACCGUUGAGCUGAAGAAGAAAAUGUUUAAGGAACUACAACCCGGGGUCAAUAAACACACGGUGGUCGUUGGUAAAGUUGUCUGCACAAUAUCACAUGUUGAUCCAAUACCUUUUGUCUUCUGUUUUAUCGAUGAAGAAUGCAACUGUCUAUCUGUGUCGCUGUACAACAUAGGCGAGGGCUACGGUGUGAAAAUCGGAGACUCGGUGGCCAUACCUGGACCUUUCCUUCGUGAGGUCAAUGUCAACUUUAAAGACAAGGUGUUUUCCUAUCGCAGUAUCCGAGUGGACAGCCCCGUGGCAUUGGUUGUGAAUCGGCGCAAACUGGGAGUGGACAUGUUGGCCCCGAUGAGGCUGGCCAUCAUCAACUUGGUGGACUGAUGGAUGGACUAACAGACAGACACAGACAGAUAGAUGGACAAAGGGGGGUCAAAUCCAGCCCCCAAAGGAAAUCGGGUGGUGAUGGUCAUCUGUGUAGUCCCACCGGACAGUUCGUUAAUUUAAAUGUUACGAGGAACGAUGGCGUGUGAUGUUUACAGUUGUUGCCCUUCAUUAAAGAGGAAAAAGGGACAAGCAAAAAGGGAGAGAGAGAGAGAGAGAGAGAGAGAGAGAGAGAGAGAAAAUAGAGGUUGAGAGAGUGCAUUGCUGUCAAUUAUGCUGUGAGCUAUUAAAAACUAUGAACAUGCUAAAGGGAGUUCUUGUAUGCUAAUCACAAGGAUAAUCUCAGUUAAUUGAAAAUUUUCAGCUCACUACAUUUCAUACACAAGACUAUUUAUUAUCAAGGGUGGUGGUCAGCAGAAUUGUUUAGCAAGGUUCCCAGAACACUCAGUGGUAAUUCAUUCAUCUUUGUUCCGAGUUCAAAUCCCGCUGAGGUCGACUUUACCUUUCAUCCUUUUUGUGGUGGGGGGUAGGGUCGAUGUAAUCAACUAUCCCCGCCGUUCCUCGAAAUUGCUGCCCUUGUGUGUGGCAAAAUUUGAAAUUAUUAUUGUUGUUGUUGUUAUGAAAGGCAAAGCCGACCUCAGCAGAAUUUGAUCUCAGAAACCAGAAUAUGAAAGCGUGAACUAUUUCUGGUUUGAAUUCCGACUGAGGCCAGCUUUGCCUUUCAACCUUUCGGGGUUGAUAAAAUAAAGGUCCAGUCAAGUCUUAGGGCUGCCGGCCUUAUACCAAGAUUAGAAAGAAUUAUUAGUGGCAUUUUGUCCGAUCCACUAUGUUCUGAGAUCAAAUCCUGCUGAGGCCAGGAUUGAUAAAAUAAAGAUCCAGUCAAAGUGGCAAGCUGGUAGCAUGUUUGUAUG
Messenger RNA from Octopus sinensis (East Asian common octopus), 2369 nucleotides. Its product is annotated as tetratricopeptide repeat protein 5. Gene Ontology annotation, molecular function: protein binding. The record is from RefSeq and is a predicted model, not a curated record. Lineage: Eukaryota; Metazoa; Mollusca; Cephalopoda; Octopoda; Octopodidae. The transcript has 11 exons. The coding region runs from base 130 to 1458 and encodes 442 amino acids.